AUCAUACUAAGGAAUAAUAACCUAAGCAGUGCAUACAUGUGCAGGUUCAAGACGGAGCUUGCUUACAAGUGCACAACACUACGCAGCUACGCUAUACUGCUGUAUACACACCCCCCUUUAAACCCACACACACAAACAAAGCCUGUAUGCAAAGCGAGCGAAGGAGGGACCUAUGUUACUGCAUAGCGGCAGAGCUGGCAGUGUUUGGGUCAUUUCUUUACGAAGAGACAGAAGACGAGUGAGUGUGUGCUGUCGUGCAUAGAGAGGCCUAGAUUCAUAUGCAUCCAGCUACGUAGCUAGCGUGCACAGUGCAUUCAGGGUAGAACGAGAGAAAGUAUUUGGGAAGGAAGUGGCAAAUAGCGGUUCAUGUUCAUGGCCAAACUUUCUACAUGGUGUAUACACAGAUGCUCUAUCCAUCCCGUGCAUGGCUAGUGCAGCUAGCUAUACGUCUUCAUUGCACACUAGCUCUAUAGCUAGCUAAACCCUGCCUGCGGUAUGGAGAAGGGUUUGGAUUCAUAGAAAGUAACCUGCUGUUGUUUGUAGCUCAUUCAAGCCUUGUGAAUUUUGUGGAUAUAUCUAAGCUGCCUGCUUCUUUGUGCUGAAAUGGAACUGUGAUUUCUCUUCCUGUCUUAAUUAGAAACUUCCCUCAUACCAACAUGGAGGAGAUCAGCCAAACCAAUAUGGAAUUGGCCUACUCAUUGGUAGACUCAUCCAGAGUCUCAACAUUCCUCAUCUCAAUACUCCUCAUAGUCUAUGGAAGUUUCAGAUCCCUAAACAUGGACCAAGAAGAGAAAGAAAGACUACAGAGGGAAGAGAAGGAUAAUGCAUUAUCAGGGCCACCCCCAGGCAAUGUACCACCAGCGGAAAAUGGCAAUGUUCACAGUAUAGAUGCAACUCAAGCCAUGUUCCUUCCUAUAGGAGCUUCAUUCUCCCUUCUUGUCAUGUUCUUCUUCUUCGAUUCCAUGCAGAUGGUCUUUGCAGUCUGCACAGCAGUACUAGCUACAGUAGCAUUUGCUUUCCUUCUGCUGCCUAUGUGUCAGUAUUUAUUGAGGCCCUGCUCAUCAGGAACAAAAAUUUCAUUUGGGUGCUGUGGGAGAUUUACAUCAGCGGAGAUCAUGUCGUUCUGUCUCUCUGUCAUGCUUGUAUUCCUGUGGGUCAUGACAGGCCACUGGUUACUCAUGGAUGCACUUGCCAUGGGUCUGUGUGUCACCAUGAUAGCUUUUGUUCGGUUGCCGAGCUUAAAGGUCUCAACGCUACUCCUUACCGGGCUACUCAUCUAUGACGUGUUCUGGGUCUUCUUCUCUACGUAUAUAUUUAAUGCUAAUGUCAUGGUGAAGGUCGCAACCCGACCUGCUGACAAUCCUGUUGGGAUGAUGGCCAAGAAAUUCAACCUUGGAGUGGCUCGAGAUGCACCUCAGCUCUCCCUACCAGGCAAACUCAUAUUCCCAAGCAUGCACAACGCAGGUCAUUUCUCGAUGCUUGGUCUUGGUGACAUCGUGAUGCCCGGUCUUCUCCUCUGCUUCGUCAUGCGCUAUGAUAACUACAAGAGGCAGCAGACGGAUACCCUCGCACCUGCCCCCAUCUUACCGCCCAACAGCCUAUCCCAAAAAGUCACUUACUUUCACUGUUCUCUGAUUGGCUACUUUGUUGGACUAUUAACAGCGACGGUAUCAUCAGAGGUGUAUAAGAACGCCCAGCCAGCAUUGCUGUAUCUUGUGCCAUUCACGCUACUCCCUCUGCUCCUCAUGGCUUAUCUUAAGGGUGAUCUGCGUCGCAUGUGGCACGAGCCGUUUAUAAAGAGCACACAGAACAAGUACAUGGAGGUAUGACAGCAGAAACACAAACCGCACGUUGUUUGAACCCGAACGAUUAACUCGGACCGGAAACGACAGAAACUAUGCGCAAAGAGUGUUAAUAUUGUUUGGAAAGCUGUAGCGGGCAUUUUGUAUGGAAGCGGCCAUCUUGGAGGAAAGCUAAUGUUGGACGGGAUAGAGAGAGCAUGGAGAUGGAUGUACUGAUUUACGUCGUUCGCUGGCCAUUGCUUGUCUUGUCUUGGGGCAGGAAUGCAUCUUUGUAUAUUAGGAACAGCAGAGAUCAGACAAUGAUGCCAUAUCUAUAUAGUCUUAGUUUCGCGUUAACAAGAUCCGUUGCUUCGCUUCUCGCUUUGUCUCAGAAAGUCGACUUAGCAAUCGCACUUCAGGGAAUGCCAAAGUCGGUUGUAAAUGUCUGGUUGUAGUUUUAGAGUCUCCUGGCUGAGGAAUGUAGUCAAAAGGCAGGGAAUUAAAUGGUGUACGUCAGCAGGUUUGAAUGCUUCAUAUGAGAAGGACAUUGAAAUCAAGAUGGCCGACAUUCAGAAACAUUGCCUUGGGUACUUGAUGGAACUUGUAGGUGCAAAGACGGGUAAUCUGCGAUACAAGCAAAUCACUUUGACGGCCGUGGUUUGAAUAACUGAAAUAGCAUGAAUGUAAGAGUGAGCAAAAGUUUGUGAUUGAACAGGAUUAAUGAAAGAACAGUGGAUGUUAUAUUUCUUGUUAAGUGUUGGGAAGAGGAUCAAAGUAAACUGAUUUCUCAGCAGUAAUUUACUGGUGAAAAGUAGCCCCCUGCUGAUGGUACCGUUCUCUACCAACAUAGUGGGUUUUUAUGCAUGGAUGACAGAAGCGAGGAUUUCCAGGUGUACAUCAAAACAGCUCCUGCUACCAACUUGAUCAUGUUCUGAAAGAUUGCUUGGAACUCUAUUUGGGUGUCUGUGUAUUCAAGCGUCAAACUAUGUUACAUCAGUAGAGAGUUUAGCCAGGAUACUAACCAUAUUUCAAAUCUAAAACAAGAAGCUCUUGAAACGUAUGUAUGCAAUUAUGUAUUGACAUUAUCGGUGUAGCUAUUGAACGCCCUGUAAUGUAAAUUAAUGACCAUUGUGGCAUCUUAAAGAUACUGUAUGACUGACAAUCAUCUGGCUUCACAUUCAAUAGAACCAUUCUAAUUAAGAUGAUGAACCCGUGGAAGACAGAACCUGAAUCCUAGUGAGUUUCAAUCUAACUAUUCUCAGCUUUGUGUCAUCAUCAUCAAUGACCCCUUUGGCUUUGAUGGAUCGUGUUCAGAAUACUUCUAUUCCUUGUCUCUUGAUACACAGACAAGAGGAACAUGGAUCUAAUGCUAAUGGGUUGAGCUAGCUACAUGUAUGGAUUAUCAAACAAUAGGGCGUUUUAGUCAGUCCAGGGUCAGAAUGGUGUUCAUGAAUAGAUAUAAUACGCUUCUGGCUCUCGACAAGUCAGUGGUAUCUUCUCGUACUAUCUCACUGUUUUCAUAUUAUCAACUCUAUUUGUUUUGUUUAUUUUCUUUAUUAUUUCUUUUGUGUGUAAAAUGUGCCAAUGUGGUUAUUCAAUGUUAACAAGGUAUCAACACGACAUCUGAAAAGGGAUGAGAAUUCAAACCCCAAGCCUAGCUCUUACAUGGUACAGUAAAACACUACAGCAACAUUUUUCAUGUAAAUACAUGUAAAUGGCAGUAUAGGGGGAAAAGAGGCAGGAACACCAAACUCAUCCCUCCCCUCAAGCGGGCCCAUUUUCUGUGUUACAAGAUACAGAAUUGUAAAGCAAUUGUGCUUAUGUCAUUUUAUUUUGCUGCUGAGUGUUUGUUCUCGGCCAGUUUAUCACAUCUUGAGUCAGUAUCUCUCAAUUGUUGCUGAGUGCAGCUGUGUUUUGUUACCAAAAAUAUUCAGCAUUCAGUAUUUUUCUUAUUUGUUUUAAUAUCUAAAAGAAUCUUUAACAACUGUAAAUGUGCAAGGUAUAUAUGCCCUAUAAACCAUAGCAUAUCUAAAGUGAUAGUUGCAACAUGCACACACCUACACACUUGUAAGGUCAGUUCAUGGAGCUCCAAAUGUUCUCCCACAUACAAUCUGUCAAGGAAAGAACUAUUUUGAUGCACCAUGACCGUAUUUGACCUCUGAAUGAGCAUGACAUUGUGUAACUUCAUUGAAUCUGCUCUACAUCAUAUAGCUAUGCUGUAUUUUUCAAUUUUUUAAAUAAUUUUUUAAUUGAUGUUUUUUUUUAUUAUCAAAGAUAUGUUCAAUUUGGUGUUAAGUGGAUGGGGUUAGUUAGGUAAGGACAAUCCUAUAUGCAUUGGGGUAGUUUUAGUUUAUUGUUUGUUUUUUUUUGUUGUUUUUUUUUAUUUUAAUUUUGUUUUUGUUGUGUACACUAAUUUAAAUGCAGAAUAGUUUAGUAUAUUGAAGGAAAAAUGUCCAUGUAUAAUCUGAAAAUCAUGUGGGCUUAACAACAGUAAUAAUAAUAAUCCACUUUUAUAUAGUGCAUAACAUAUUACAUAAUGAGAGCCAAAUUUGAAUUUUUUACGAAGCAAUGAUUACAUUUCAGUGUUGCAAUUUAUACAGGUAAUUCUAUUCUUACUACUGGCACUAUGGUAGGCAAAUUAACUUCAAAAACACAUUAACAGUAUUGAGCUUUGUGUUCAGUCUGCUUUGCUUACCGGUCAUUUCUAACACAAGGGUCAUCAUGGCCAAAACCAAUUAGAGUACGAGACACCCUUUGAUAGGAUUUCUUCUAGUUAACCCCCAAAGAAUGGAACUUAAUAUCAUGUACUUUUUUUUCUUCUUUAAUCAGUGAAACAUAAACCUUGAUGUCAACCUCUCCAUUACCAAAGCUAAAAAUAGUGUUGUUGCCAUGGAAGUUGAAUAAUUAGUAACAUUUUGUUUUUCUUUGGUGUUGCUGGUUUACUUCCCGUGCUCAUGACUCUGAGCCUAAGCAUUAGAAUGAAUGAAACAGUUUUGUUUAUCUUGAAGUAUGAACCUUUGAAGCAAUUCAGCCAGUUAUCCUCUCUACAAAUGCCAUUUUUAUUUUGUUGUUGUUAUUGCUAUUUUGCCUGAAGAAAUUUUUUUUUUCUUCUUAAACUGGCCUGAAACAUGCAUUUUUCUUAUUAAGAAAUAUUAACAGACAAUUCAACCAAUUCAUAGUUCUCUUAAAUCAUGAUCUCAGCAAAUAUCCUGAUUAUAGGGUAUCAAGUAUUAUGAUUUUUUUCAUUCUUUUACAAGUGUGCAUUUUUUUUUAACUGAAAAAGCGCUUUUCUACUACUACAGCUUUUUCAUACCUCGUCUCAUCAUCCUAACAAAACACUACAUCAAAGCCCAGUUGUAGUUUAACAUAAUAAUGUCCUGCUGUCUGUCUAUUUAAUUGAUUGAAUGAAUGUCAUGCUUUGCUAAUCAUGGUGUUAUUGGAGGUAAGCUAUGAAUGUUGCUCUCCAGUCAUUUUCAAGUAGUCUCAUGUUGUAAUUUUUGUACUGUAAAAAUGAUAUUUAAAGAAAACGAUGGUCUAUAAAUAAAUAUGAACUCAAAGCAGUAUUUGAUAGUGGAAAUCAUGUUAUGGAAUGGGUAUAAAUAUUUGUUGAUAUUUUUUCUUAAAUGAUCAAUGUUGACAAAAUGUUGUCAGUGGUUGUGUGCAGUUUAUAUGCCCAAACAUAUAUGCACCCAGUGUAAUAAAAAUGCUGAUCUUGAAAAUGUGUCACAAAGUAAA
Molecule: messenger RNA, 5516 nt
Organism: Strongylocentrotus purpuratus (purple sea urchin)
Lineage: Eukaryota; Metazoa; Echinodermata; Echinoidea; Camarodonta; Strongylocentrotidae
Product: signal peptide peptidase-like 3
Exons: 11
Coding region: 657-1829 (390 amino acids)
Biological process (GO): membrane protein proteolysis
Cellular component (GO): cytoplasmic side of endoplasmic reticulum membrane; lumenal side of endoplasmic reticulum membrane; Golgi-associated vesicle membrane
Molecular function (GO): aspartic endopeptidase activity, intramembrane cleaving
Source: RefSeq, a predicted model, not a curated record